AUGAAGACCAAGGAUGGAGCGGAGCUCUGUUUUCCUCAACUCCUCAACAUCUCGUGCAAGAAGCAGAAACUUUGCUGGUCUGAAUUAGUGUUCCUCAACAUUCUGCUGUCAUCCAUCUCUUUGCUCACUGUAGUGCUCAACCUUCUCGUCAUCAUUUCUGUCUCACACUUCAGGCAGCUUCACACACCCACUAACAUCCUCCUCCUCUCUCUGGCUGUCUCAGACUUUCUCGUGGGUCUCCUGUUACUGCCGGCAGAAAUUCUCCAAAAAACAGCUCGUUGGAUACUUGGUGACCUCAUGUGUUCUCUGUAUUAUUAUAUGAUCUACAUCAUUACCAGUGCUUCAAUAGGGGUCAUGGUGCUUAUAUCAGUUGACCGCUAUGUGGCCAUUUGUCACCCUCUGCAUUAUUCCACCAUUCUCAAAAUGCAGCAUUCAGUGUCUCUAAAAAAGAAAUCUGAGUUGAAAGCAGCCAGGACUCUUGGUGUUCUUGUGCUGGUGUUUCUAAUAUGUUUCUGCCCAUAUUAUUAUGUCACUUUUGCUUGUGAAAACGUGGUCAGUGCUGCUUCUGUGUCUUUUGUAGUAUUCCUGUUUUAUUUUAAUUCUUGUCUAAACCCUAUGAUUUAUGCUUUGUGUUACCCUUGGUUUAGAAAAACUGUUAAACUCAUUGUCACUCUUCAGAUACUGCAGCCUGGCUCUGUGAAACUAACAUGA
Messenger RNA from Pelmatolapia mariae (spotted tilapia), 711 nucleotides. Its product is annotated as trace amine-associated receptor 1-like. Lineage: Eukaryota; Metazoa; Chordata; Actinopteri; Cichliformes; Cichlidae. The coding region runs from base 1 to 711 and encodes 236 amino acids. Gene Ontology annotation, biological process: G protein-coupled receptor signaling pathway. Gene Ontology annotation, molecular function: trace-amine receptor activity. The record is from RefSeq and is a predicted model, not a curated record. The transcript has 3 exons. Gene Ontology annotation, cellular component: membrane.